This is a messenger RNA of Seriola aureovittata, 4288 nucleotides long. RefSeq names its product elongation factor like GTPase 1 (gene efl1). Gene Ontology annotation, molecular function: GTP binding; GTPase activity; ribosome binding. Gene Ontology annotation, cellular component: cytosol; ribonucleoprotein complex. The coding region runs from base 465 to 3842 and encodes 1125 amino acids. NCBI's taxonomy places the organism in Eukaryota, Metazoa, Chordata, Actinopteri, Carangiformes, Carangidae. The record is from RefSeq and is a predicted model, not a curated record. The transcript is spliced from 22 exons. Gene Ontology annotation, biological process: cytosolic ribosome assembly.
UGCCUUAUUAACUUCCGGGAACAACAACGUGAGACGAGAAUGUCCACAUGUCUUCGAUAUAUGACUUUAUUCUCACAGUACGGUUGUAUUUAACGCCACACAACCGUGUAGUAGGUGUCGGCGGUGUUGUGUAGAGACUUCACGGGCGAGGUCGGCCUCUUUCUGUGAGGAGUCAAGUUAAGCUAGCCACAGUGUUAGCACAUAUCACCACUCAAUAUUCAAACAAACCAGGGUCAGUAGUAUUCCUCAGCUCCAGUCUAGUUUCACUCUUUGCGCUCACUGUGUAGUUUACAAUGUUCACGUUUUAAAACCGCUGCAUUUACAGUGCUGUGCCAACGCUAGCUCACAGUUACAGCCACACUUCACCUGCUACACCAUUAGCAGAGACAAACCACUCUUUUAAAGCAGGUCCCGUUAGCGAUCAUUCGCACGUUUAGUGUCGUCAUUAGUUGAAAGUGUUCGCCAUGGGACACACCAGCCUGGAUAAGAUCAUUGAACUGCAGAGAAACCCCUCAAACAUAAGAAACCUGUGCAUCCUGGCACACGUUGACCAUGGCAAAACUACUUUGGCUGACUGCUUAGUGGCAAGUAAUGGUAUCAUAUCCAGUCGACUGGCUGGGAAGCUGAGGUACCUUGACAGCAGAGAGGAUGAACAGAUCAGAGGGAUCACCAUGAAGUCCAGUGCCAUCUCUCUGCACUACAGAAAUGGAGAUCAGGAGUACUUACUCAAUCUGAUAGACUCUCCUGGUCAUGUCGACUUCUCCUCUGAGGUUUCCACUGCAGUCAGGUUGUGUGACGGUGCCAUUGUAGUUGUUGAUGCUGUGGAGGGAGUGUGUCCACAGACCCAGGCUGUGUUGCGUCAGGCGUGGCUGGAGAACAUCAGGCCUGUUCUGGUCAUCAAUAAGAUAGACCGACUCAUAACAGAGCUGAAACUCACGUCUCAGGAAGCUUAUACCCACCUGCAGAAAAUCCUGGAACAGGUGAACGCAGUGACAGGAACUUUGUUCACAUCCAAAGUGCUGGAGGAGCGAGCAGAGAAGGAGAAGGAGGAGGAGAAAGAGGGCGAGACGUUGACUGGUGAUCAGGUUUAUGACUGGAGUGCUGGGCUGGAGGAGGCAGACGACUCCCACCUCUACUUCUCUCCUGACCAAGGGAAUGUAGUCUUUGCCAGCGCCAUAGAUGGAUGGGGCUUCAGCAUCCAGCAGUUUGCCCACAUCUACAGCCAGAGGAUGGGUAUUAAAGCAGAGGUGCUGCUCAGAACCCUGUGGGGAGAUUUCUACCUCAAUGCAAAGGCAAAGAAGAUCAUGAAAGGAGCUCAGGCCAAAGGAAAGAAGCCACUGUUUGUGCAGCUUGUGCUGGAUAACAUUUGGAGUUUAUAUGAUGCAGUUGUCACAAGGAGGGACAAGGAGAAGGUGGAGAAGGUAGUGACAUCACUUGGUGUGAAGGUGAUGGCCAGGGACUCUCGUCACUCCGACCCCAAAGUCCUCCUGACUGCCAUCUGUAGCCAGUGGCUACCUGUAUCCCAAGCUGUCCUCUUGAUGGUGUGCGAGAAGCUUCCCAGUCCUUUAGACAUGGCAGCAGAGCGCGUGGAGAAACUGAUGAGUGUUGGAGUGCGACGAUUUGACUCAUUGCCCGAACAGACUCAGGAGCUGAACAAAGCGUUCCUCCAGUGUUCCAGCGAGGAAAAUGCUCCAGUUAUCGUCUUUGUGUCCAAGAUGUUUGCUGUGGACACCAAGGCCUUGCCUCACAACAGACAGAGGCCUUUGACCCAGGAAGAGAUUGCCCAGCGCAGAGAGCUUGCUAGACAGAGACAUGCUGACAGAAUGGCAGCUGAUCAGACAGCAGCAGAGAGCCACAAAGACCUCACUCACUCAGGGAGUAUGCUACAGGAAGGCCAACCUGCAGGACUCAGCAUAGCUAAAAUGGAGAGUCUUACAUUGAAAGAAGAGGAACAGAGGGAGACCUUCAUAGCAUUUGCCCGUGUCUACAGUGGGGUGGUCAAGAAAGGACAGAGAGUAUUUGUGCUGGGACCAAAGUAUGACCCCACCCAGGGCCUGCGCAUGCUGUCGGAGGGUUGCAGUGCCUCAGAUUGUGUGCCCGAGGUGCCUCAUCUCUCCUGUUGUUCCAUGGAAAGCAUUUACCUGUUGAUGGGCAGAGAGCUAGAGGAGCUGGAGGAGGUGCCUGCAGGAAAUGUCCUGGGUAUUGGAGGUCUGGAGGAGUGCGUCUUGAAGUCAGCCACUCUGUCAACCUCCCCCGCCUGCCCACCCUUCACCCCGCUCAACUUUGAGGCCACGCCCAUAGUACGUGUUGCAAUAGAACCCAAACAUCCAAGUGAGAUGCCAAAGUUGGUGCGUGGGAUGCGUUUGUUGAACCAGGCAGAUCCCUGUGCUGAGGUACUGAUCCAGGAAACGGGAGAACAUGUUUUGGUCACUGCUGGUGAGGUACAUCUACAACGCUGCCUGGACGACCUCCGAGAGCGGUUUGCUAAAAUUGAAAUCAGUGCAUCAAAGCCCAUUAUUCCAUUCAGAGAAACCGUGGUACGUCCUCCAAAAGUGGAUAUGGUGAAUGAAGAGCUGGGCAGGCAGCAGAAAGUAGCAAUCAUUCACCAGGUAAAAGAAGAGGCCUUGCAAGGUCGUUCAUCAGACACCCUACAUGUGGACCCCAGUGGUCUGGUGACCCUCACCACACCCAACAGAAUGGCCACCAUCAGCGUCCGGGCAAUCCCUCUGCCUCAGGAGGUGACCUGUCUGUUGGAGAGUAGCUCAGAGUUGAUUCGGACUCUAGAGCAGGUAAACAUGUCCCUGAGGGAAGGGAAGAACCUGGACAUCAGCCUUGGGACUCUGGAGGCCCUCAUCAAAUUCAAGGCCCAGCUGGAAAGCCUACUGCAGGGGAGGAAGUGGAGGACCACUGUGGAGCGUAUCUGGGCUUUUGGUCCCCGCAGGUAUGGUCCCAACAUUCUGCUGAACAGUGUGGAGGGCUACGAGCGGCCCUCAGUGUGGCAAUGUCUGGGCAGGAGUGACAGCGUUGGUGAGGCUCGAGCUCAGGCCACAGUUCGACGAGACUUUGACAACAGCAUCAUCAGCGGCUUCCAGCUAGCAACUCUGUCAGGGCCCAUGUGUGAGGAGCCCCUAAUGGGAGUGUGCUUCUCGAUUGAGAGGUGGGACAUCCAAUCUUCAGUCCCUCCUCAGAAUCGGGACUCCUUGCAGGACUUAAUAUCACACCAAGCUUUAGCAGAAAGCAAACUGGAAAGUGGCAGUGAGACAUCAACACAGGCUGAGGGCACAGCAGCAGUCACAACCUGGGCCACAUUCAGGCCAGAAGCUACGUCUGCAGACUGCUACGGGCCAGUCUCCGGCCAGCUGAUCGCUGCCAUGAAGGAGGCCUGCCGUCAUGCUUUCCAGGCUCAACCCCAGAGACUCAUGGCCGCUAUGUAUACCUGUGAGAUCAUGGCCACCGCUGAGGUGCUAGGCCGAGUGUAUGGUGUUCUGGGGAAGCGAGAGGGUCGUGUUCUCCAUGAAGAGAUGAAGGAAGGGACAGACAUGUUCAGCAUCAAGGCCGUUCUGCCUGUGGCUGAGAGCUUCGGAUUUGCUGACGAGAUCCGCAAGAGGACCAGCGGAUUGGCCAGUCCGCAGUUGGUCUUCAGCCACUGGGAGGUUAUUAGCAGUGAUCCGUACUGGGUUCCCACCACCGAAGAAGAAUACCUGCACUUUGGUGAGAAAGCAGACUCCGCCAACCAGGUCCUGAAAUACAUGAAUGCUGUCCGCCGGCGCAAAGGCCUCUAUGUGGAGGAGAAGAUAGUAGAGCACGCAGAGAAGCAAAGAACACUCAGCAAGAACAAAUAGAGAAGGAAAGAUCAGAAACUCCUCCUGUCAGGCUGUGAGACGCUGCUGGCACCAUGACCAAUCAAAUGGCCCAAUUCAAUGGUGAUUAAUUAUAUAAACUAAUGUGUUGCAAUCUGGAUAUGGACAUUAUAUUUCAUUGCUUUAAAGAAUAACUGUUGUCUGGCAGGAUGCAAUAUAUUGCAGAAGCUGCCUCCUGUUAGAACAUUGGGCUCCAGAGAAGGGAAAUCCUUUGUUAAUUGUUAAUCUUGAUAUUAGUGGAAGCAGCAGAGAGUGUGUGUGUGGUCUACCAAAGAUCACACAUUCAAAGCUCAAGUCAAAUCAAAUAAACAACCAUUUCUUACAGAAAUCUAAAUGAAAUAUACGUCAUUUAUAGUAAAUUCCAGUGGGUGUGGCUAUGCCCCCUGGCUGGGUAUACUCUAUAUCCUUCUAAUAAAUUGAGAAAUCUC